ACUGAUUGAGGCUGGUUUGUGGCUUCACCCUGCACUGUUGAGUCACCUCUCUAGCGAGUGGAUUUAAGCAAACUGAGAUCAUGCAAAAUAGCAGAGUACGGUCUCAGCAAACUACCUAGUUGUUAAUUAACCAGUUUGUAGUGUUAAUUUAUCCAUAACUGUUGCGCAGGACUGGCGACCGUCAAGAUAGCGCUUUGCCAAUAUGAUGGAGGAAAUUGACAGAUUCCAAGUACCUCCAGUCAACGGAGAGACGCAGCCUUUGGACCCAGCAGCCUCUUCCACCACAGAAGCCGACUCUGACACAAGAGAAGACGAGACUGUGGCCAUGAACUACAAGCCCUCGCCACUCCAAGUGAAAAUAGAGAAACAGAGGGAGCUCGCCAGGAAGGGAUCAGUGAAGAAUGGCACUGUGGGAAGUCCUGUCAACCAGCAGCCCAAGAAGAACAUGGCUCGAACACGGUUGGUCGUGCCAAACAAAGGGUACUCUUCUUUAGACCAGAGCCCAGAUGAGAAGCCGUUGGUAGCACUGGACACUGACAGUGAUGAUGACUUUGACGUGUCGAGAUAUUCCUCGUCGGGAUACUCCUCAGCCGAGCAAAUUAACCAGGAUCUCAACAUCCAGCUGCUGAAAGAUGGCUACCGUCUGGACGAAAUCCCUGACGAUGAAGAUCUGGAUUUGAUCCCACCAAAGUCUGUCAACCCCACCUGCAUGUGUUGCCAAGCCACUUCCUCUACAGCCUGCCAAAUACAGUAGCCUUUCCUUAACCCACCACACACACGCGCACACACACACACAAACCCCCCCCACCACCACCACUUCCUCCAACACACACACACCCCAACCAUCAUUAUGAGUGUAAUUGUCGGAGACAUUCAGCUGAAACGACAUUGGCCGGGAAAAGGUAAAAGGAUCAAUGGAAAUGAAAAUGGAAAAAGUGUUUAAAGGUUCAAAAAAAUUAUACUCAGUUUCAAUGACUCCUCCUAUGGAAGGAUACAUCUUCUGUUUGUGUAGCAUACUGGAGAGGAUUUUGUCUGACGAUGGUAUCCGCAUACAGCUCUUUCUGACUUAUGUUGGAAUGAAACACCGACAGCGAAAAGGAAGACUUUCAAAUGCAGAACUUUUGUUUUCAAGAUGGUUAAUUGUGAAGGAGGGUUCUCCUUUGAAGGAACUUCUGUCGUCCCUAGUUUUUCUCAUGGUACAAUAGCAGUGGCAGUAGUGAGUGGCUACUGUAUGUCAAAGAACAGCUAUUGUAUUGAAAUGAAUGACGUGUGUUGAUUGUCUCUCGUCAUAUCUAGAAUUUAAACCUCUGAAGGGAAUAAUAAUAUAUUGAUGCUUUCGCAAAGGAAUCACAAAUGUUUGGGAGAUAGCUCUUGGAUCUGGAUGCCCUUCAUUCUCUGUGGUGAAUUUGCAGUGACAUUGGUCUCCUCACUAUUGUCAUUUCUUUGUUUAGUUUUUUACUCAUUUUACUGACGCAUAUAAACCUACAAGUUAAGUGUGCAGACCUCAAGAAUUGUGGGUUUUGGUAAAGGUAGACUACUGCUUACUAUAAAAUAUUGUGGGACAAUUGUUUACGGUUGACUCAAAAUUCUAUGAUGUACUGGUUAUUUUGAGGUAAAAAGCAAUGUUGCAACUGGAAUGGGAAUAGACUAUUAUUGCAAUUUAAACCCAACCAGCAUGGUUUAUUGUGAUUUGUAGAGCUGUAAUGGUACAGUAUAUCCACAGUUCAGUAUGUACUCAAAUGUUUAGACAACUUUGUCCUUGGUACAGCACAAUGAAAUACAACUCAAGACUACUGAUAUAGCAGUGCAUUUGAACAUAAAUAUGAAGCCAUUUGGUCCACUUAAUUUAGGACCAUUUGAAAGGGGUUGUACCGAACGGUUCAAAAGUCAGAGAUUUCUCAAAGCAGUAUUCCUAACACGCAACAGUUUAACUGUGCCAAAAUCCCACCCUGCUGUUGAGGGGUUCACCUCGGCACUGAGAUCCCUCUACACACUCUCAAUGCUGCCGUUAUAUGUACAACACUUGUUAAUGAGCUGUAACUUUGUAGUCGGUGUCAGGUGUCAAAUCGCCAGGUUAGAUGUGUUCAGCCCUUGACAUGCGAGUUUGUUCCUUAAAAGUGUUUUCACUGUUUGGUCACCAUGUCUGGGGUUUGGUAGUCUUAGUACAAUUAGAGGACAUCGACAGCAGGGCAUGUUGGCUACUGCACAUAAUUUGUUCUCUUGUAAGAAAACAACAUAGAUUUGUUAAGUUCUUUUAAUUUAUUUUUCUUUCUUUUAUGUUUCAUGUUUGUUUGUUUAUAACUUGUGGUCCCUGUUGCCCACAACCCCAUGUUGUUGAGUACACUGUUUUCCUCAGAGGCAGCUUACUCUGGAGUAAACACUACGCUAAAUGUUUGGUCCUAGCACUAGUAGUUGGGCACUAAUUUCAUUUGCACAUAUGUAACCCCUUCUUUCCUAAAUCUCCCAUCAACUUUUAUGUUUUGUGUCUAGAGUUGAUGUUCAGUCUGUUGUGCUUCCAACUUUUGGCAAUAGUGCCAUCUGUGCUUUACUCACUGCCAUUACAACAAUCACUGGCUACUCACCAGGAUGUGUGAUAUUUGGAGAAACGUUCCAAUGAUUGGUACCUAAAGCAUUGUUCACCAUCCCGCAUUGGAUUUCAAAACAUUAGAUGAAAAAUCAUCUGGAUACACAGUCCAGCCCAUGCCCACAUCAAGUAUAUGUUUUCAAACACUAUCAAAUAUGCUGUGAAAGGCUGCGUUCACAAAGACACUUGUCACAGUAUUUUUGUCUUGUUGAAGGGAAAGUCUGGACACUACCUGAAAAGGGAUUAUUAAUGUAAACAUUGAAACAAUGUGCACACACUUUCAUUACUGUACUACUUUUUACAAGCUUUGUAAAUGAAAAGUUAUCGACCCAAUGUGCAUCUACUUUAGGGAACAGUUUUCUCUUUCGCAGGGGUGUAACAGCUUUGUUUAUCGAGGGCUAACGGUCCUGCUUCUGAUUUCGGUCCAUGUUUGUUUUCAAAGGACUGGUCAUUUCUAUCUAGGAACCAUGUUUGUAGAGUCUAUAGUAAAUCAGCAACAAAAAAGAAAGUACCAGCAAAAACUAUAUCUGUACUGGAAAACCUGAGACGUGGAAGCGGUGCUUGUUUUUUGUUUGAAUGCAAAUUGGGGAACCCUUGUAAAUCUGGGGAUAGUUUCCCAUCUGUUCUGUAGUGCGAAUUGUUUGAUUGGUUAAACCUGAUGAAUGAUGAACAAGAGAAUUCCUAGUGUCCUGUUUGCUGUGAAUAAAAAUCUUUAUCUGUCAAACUUCUCAACUGACAGACUAUGUACACUAGAGUAUAACAGACCAGGGUCAUAUCUGAAUUUAUGUUACUGUCAAAAUAACUUUUGCUCUUUUUUAUUGUCACAUCCAUAAAGGAGGAUUUCUGUGGGAUGUUGGCUAACUAAAUUCUUAACAUUAUAAGUAAAUAUACAUUUUAUUUUUUACCAACCCUGCAAAUCUCAAGCCUGAGAUUCACAAAAAUGACUCCUGCAAGUGGAUACACUACGAACUAAUGGCAUUCAUUAUGAAAAUGUUAUCCAAUAACAAGUAGAAGUGUCUCGUUAAAAAGUGUAUGGGAGCAUAAAUAUAACCAUUUUAGGUUUGAUUGAAAAAAAAUUAUCCUCAGUUGUCCACUUUAACCCUGAAUGCAAUAUGUACCUGACCUGCUUUGGUUGUGAGUUCUAAGCAUUAGUUUCCUCUCCGCUGUUCCUCAACAGUUAACACAGGUUCCCUAUCGAGUGCACCUUUUGUCUGUUGUUAGGAUGCCAUUUGGGACGGAGAAUCCCUCACCUUUUGAGUUUACUAAAGUAGAGUAUUAAAUGCCUUAAAGAAUUGUAUUUUAGCGGGAGAUAUUUAUCAGCAGCUGUUUGUGUUUAAGUUACUUGAAAAAUGGGAAAUUAUGUUUUAACAUAGUCACCUAAUAUUUUAUUUUACAGAUGCUUGUUAUCAAGGUUUUGAAAACUGUAAACAAUUUCCAUUAGUGUAUUUAACAAUGCUAUUGUUCUGUGUAGUGUAACAU
Hypomesus transpacificus is the source of this 4063-nucleotide messenger RNA. It is a transcript of the gene fam219aa, whose product is annotated as family with sequence similarity 219 member Aa. The coding region runs from base 203 to 754 and encodes 183 amino acids. The record is from RefSeq and is a predicted model, not a curated record. The transcript is spliced from 6 exons. Lineage: Eukaryota; Metazoa; Chordata; Actinopteri; Osmeriformes; Osmeridae.